Pestalotiopsis fici W106-1 is the source of this 879-nucleotide messenger RNA. RefSeq lists its product as uncharacterized. The coding region runs from base 1 to 879 and encodes 292 amino acids. The record is from RefSeq and is a predicted model, not a curated record. NCBI's taxonomy places the organism in Eukaryota, Fungi, Ascomycota, Sordariomycetes, Amphisphaeriales, Sporocadaceae. The transcript is spliced from 3 exons.
AUGCCUGGGUUAUUCCAGAGCUUCUUUGAGGCUCUCCAAAAAUCAAAUCACCGUCACGGUGUCGGCCCUCCACCUGGUACACGCCUCUUUGGCAAAUCUGGCUCCAAGAAAGUUUCCAAGGACGACUCCAAAAAGGGUUAUAAGACUUGGCACUUUUGCGCCUACAAGGGGUGCAAGAGCCAGUCUGAGGCGUAUGCCAAAGGUCGAAAUUAUGGGUUUCUGGCAUCACCUUAUUGCAGCGAUCACGCUUGCCGUCACUGGGACCAUGGCCAGCCGUGCAAGAAUCCGACCAAAAGGGACGAACCUCUUUGUGACAUUCACGGAUGUGUCAAGGAUGGUUGCAAGAAUCAAAAAGAAAUAAAGAGUGCGAGUCUCAACUCCAAGUACUGCCUCAAGCACACUUGCGUCGAGGCCGACUGUCUCGAGAUGUCGGAUAGCGCUCUCAACAGAUGCGAAAAACACACGUGCGCCUUUGCAACAUGCCUCGAGCCAGUCACGCCUGGUGAUGAUGCCGUGACGAAAUACUGCGCAAGGCAUAGGCAGUGCAAAGCAGCGACAUGCAAUCAAGACGUCCAACUGUCCGAUGGUCGCGGACCGUUGCCAUAUUGCAAGGACCACUAUUGCGCCUUUGGGCAUGAUUGCGACGAGCCGCGCCAUGGCACCUCGACCGCGUGUGAGAAGCAUAUUUGUCGUGCAAAGUCGACCAAUGCACCAGGGAGUCGUUUGCGCCAGCCAAGUCCGGAUAUUGCCUUUACCAUAUCUGCCGCGAGUAUUUACCGCCAACCAAUUGUGCUAGCCAGGGAGACCAACAGAAAGGAGGCUAUUGCGACAAGCAUGAACGGUGUGUUGAGGCUGGUUGUAAUAAUUUCCGCUUUGUGA